Molecule: messenger RNA, 1778 nt
Organism: Clarias gariepinus (North African catfish)
Lineage: Eukaryota; Metazoa; Chordata; Actinopteri; Siluriformes; Clariidae
Product: zinc finger protein 473 homolog
Exons: 2
Coding region: 37-912 (291 amino acids)
Cellular component (GO): nucleus
Source: RefSeq, a predicted model, not a curated record
ACGAUUCAGUCUUAAGUGAAAGUGACUCGGGAUAAAAUGAACAAUUUGGAUAGUGUGAAUAGUUUUUUGACAGAGCGCCUAAUGACAGUCGCUGCAGAAAUAUUCCAAGUGUUUAAAGACGCGUUUAGUGAAUAUCAGGGUGAAAUAGAGCGAAUAAAACACGAGAACCGGUGUCUGAGAGAAGCGCUGGCUGAAAUCUACAACAGUGUUCAGGAGCGCUCAGAGAAGCACAGUUUAAACCAGAGAGCCCUGAACACCGACACCUCCCUUCUACAAGUGAACCUGGAAGUAGAAGCUAGUCCAAAGAAAUCUUAUCCACAACAGUCUGAGAAUCAUCCACAGACAUGCAAGACAAAGCUCACACCUAUCGCUCAGGAUCUCGGGCCAGGUUUGAGUUUUUCAGAGAAAACUGGGGUGAGGGAUGAAAACGAGGACAGCAGCAGCAGCAGCCUACAUACCGCCUACUCAGUCACGGUCAAAGUGGAACCCUGUGCAUCCCAGUCCCAAGCCGUCUUCUCCGCCGAGGUGAAGAAUGAAGCCGAAUCCGAGGCUGAUCAAGCAACAGACCAGCAAGAGCUCUUUUCCUGCACUUAUUGCGACCAAACGUUCACUGACAUUCCUCAGCUAGCAUCACACGUAAGGAGUCACAUGGCUGUGUUCACCUGUGGAGUCUGCGGAAAGUCCUUCAAACAGAAAGGAACGCUGAAAACACACAUGAUCGUGCAUCAGAAAGAAAGACCUUUCAGUUGUAGUUAUUGUAAAAAGCGGUUCAAGCUAAAAAGUCACCUGAAAGAACAUGAAAGAAUACACACGGGUGAAAAGCCUUUCAGCUGUCCGGUGUGCAGGAUGUGUUUUACUCGCUCCAACCCUAUGAAGAUACACCUUCGGAAUCAUCAUCGGGAACAGCUAUGAUGCAAAUAUAUACAGCAAAAAAUUGCUUGUGGAUAAAAUGUUUUUUUUUGUUAGUCAUCUUUUUUCCUCCUUUCUUUUUUUUACUUUGAAUGCAUUUAAUAAGGCACUUCAGUGGCUAGUUUUAAUAUCCUUGUAAUAGGGCUGUCAAGCAAUAAAACAAAUCUAUCUAAUUAAUUCAUUUUAAUUUCUGUCAUAGAUCAGUUUUAGCUAUGAAGGUAACUCAGAUGUGAUUGAUGAUCAUCAGUUAGAGGCUGGCUUUUUCCCCUGGCAUCAGGAGCUGUAUAAGCUUGGAACUCUGGGGUCAAUACUAAAUGCUUUGCAUUGAGGUGAUAUUUCAGGCUUGAAGUACACCAAUAAUACGAAAUUCCGUUUAGCAGAAAUUGCAGUUUAAUCUGCAUGGUUAUUUAAAUGUAAAUGUUUAAUUCUUAGAGCCAAGCAGAAUCUUCUCAUCUGCAUCCAUCAUCCUAUAAAGCUACUGUGGCCAGAACAGUUUUGAUGACACUCCUAAUAAAAGUAAAUGUUUUUUAAGAUGUUUUUUUUCUUUGUGAUUAAUUAAUUGAAACUAAUGCAUUAUUUUGACAGCCCUACCUCAUAGUUUUACUAAAUAUAACAAAAGUACUUAUUAUUGUUAGUUUUACAUGUCUAACUACUGGUUAUUCAUUCAUUAUUCUGAUUAUUGACUUAUCUACUUAUUGUCCAUGUUUAACAGAGAUCUGUCUUAUUUACGUUGUGAGUCUGAAAUCUACUGAUUAAAAUACAGGGGUGGUUUUUAAUAGAGAAAGUAGUUUCGCACAAUUUUUGUGUAUUUUAUAGAGAACUGAAUCGAAAUGCAUGGUGUAUAUAUUAUUAAACAUUAAACCAAGGUG